This is a messenger RNA of Rattus rattus (black rat), 1156 nucleotides long. It is a transcript of the gene Tamm41, whose product is annotated as TAM41 mitochondrial translocator assembly and maintenance homolog. The record is from RefSeq and is a predicted model, not a curated record. Lineage: Eukaryota; Metazoa; Chordata; Mammalia; Rodentia; Muridae. The transcript has 8 exons. Gene Ontology annotation, molecular function: phosphatidate cytidylyltransferase activity. Gene Ontology annotation, cellular component: mitochondrion. The coding region runs from base 85 to 1098 and encodes 337 amino acids. Gene Ontology annotation, biological process: CDP-diacylglycerol biosynthetic process; cardiolipin biosynthetic process.
GGGCGGAAGCGCGGUCCGCACGACCGAGUAUUGCGAGCACAGGGUCCGCACAGCACUCUGUCCUACUGGCGGGCCAGCCCGCCCAUGGCGCUGCAGGCGCUGCACAGCUCGAGCGUGGGCCUGCGCAGGAUUCUGGCUCACUUCCCGGAGGACCUGAGUUUGGCCUUCGCCUACGGCUCUGCGGUGUAUCGCCAGGCAGGACCCAGUGCACACCAGGAGAAUCCCAUGUUAGAUCUAGUGUUCACAGUAGAUGACCCUGUUGCCUGGCAUGCAAUGAACCUGAAGAAGAACUGGAGCCACUACUCUCUCCUCAAACUCUUGGGGCCCAGGAUCAUCUCAUCCGUCCAGAAUAAUUAUGGUGCCGGCGUCUACUUCAACCCGCUGAUCAUGUGUGACGGGAAGCUCAUCAAAUAUGGGGUCAUUAGCACUGGCACUCUGAUUGAGGACCUCCUGAACUGGAAUAACCUAUAUAUCGCCGGACGUCUUCAAAAGCCGGUGAAGAUUGUAUCGAUGAAUGAGAGCACAGUUCUUAGAGCUGCCCUGGAUAAAAACCUGAAGAGUGCGGUGACCACCGCCUGCCUCAUGCUACCCGAAAGCUUCUCUGAGGAAGACCUAUUCAUAGAGAUUGCUGGGCUCUCCUACUCAGGUGACUUCCGCAUGGUGAUUGGAGAGGAGAAAGCCAAAGUGUUGAACAUCGUGAAGCCCAACGUAGUCCAUUUCCGAGAGCUCUAUGAGAGCAUAUUACAGAAGGACCCUCAGGUGGUGUAUAAGAUGCAUCAGGGCCAACUGGAGAUAGAUAAAAGCCCAGAAGGACAGUUCACUCAGCUAAUGACAUUGCCUAGAACGUUACAGCAGCAUAUCAAUCACAUCAUGGACCCUCCUGGGAGAAACAGGGAUGUGGAAGAGACUUUACUGCAAGUGGCUCAGGACCCCGACUGCGGUGACGUGGUGCGACUGGCGGUCUCUUCCAUCGUCAGACCUUCCAGCAUCAGGCAGAGCACCAAAGGCCUUUUUACUGCUGGUGUGAAGAAGUCUGUGAUUUAUAGUUCACGGAAACUGAACAAAAUGUGGAAAGGGUGGGUGAGAAAAACGUCCUGACUUGACUGAUGUGUUACGGGUAGAUUAUGAAUAAAUGACUCCAUGCUUUUUGACAAGA